Molecule: messenger RNA, 929 nt
Organism: Onthophagus taurus
Lineage: Eukaryota; Metazoa; Arthropoda; Insecta; Coleoptera; Scarabaeidae
Gene: Nse1
Product: SMC5-SMC6 complex component Non-SMC element 1
Biological process (GO): double-strand break repair via homologous recombination
Cellular component (GO): Smc5-Smc6 complex; nucleus
Molecular function (GO): ubiquitin-protein transferase activity
Source: RefSeq, a predicted model, not a curated record
UUCACAUUAUUUACAUAACCUUAAUUUGUGUUGAUGUUAUUGUAUAAAACAUUUCUUGAUAAUCCAAAUCAUGGAAGCAACCCGUUAUGGAUUAGAUCAUCAAAGAUUUCUCUCUUACGUUAUUAAAGAGGGUUGUUUACAAACAAGUAGGGCUUUAGAAAUUUGUAAAAAUUUCGAUAUUGAUUCCAUUAAAAACGAAAAAGGUUUAAAAUGUUUUAUUCAAACCAUAAACGAACGAAUAGGAACGUACAGCAUGCACAUUUCAGUUAUAAAUUGUGAAAUAACUGGAAUAUCUUAUGUGGUAUUGAACGAUAUGGCCAACGAUGAUAUUAGCAGAAUGCAAAAGGGUUUUAAACCAAUCGAAUUAAAAUACUUUGAGAUGAUAGUAAAAAAAAUUUUUUGUUCUAAAUCCAAACAAUUACUAAUUAAUCAAUGUUUGAAUUAUUCUUCAACAUUACCUGUUAAAAUUUCCAUCACUGAUGCUGAAGUUUUAUUAGAGAAAUGGAAAAAUCUAGGUUAUUUUGUUUUAAAUGAUGAUAUGGUUUAUUUAGGAGUGAGGUGUUUAAGUGAAUUUGCUCCAUUUUUCUGGAAGUAUUGUGAGAAUUAUGUGAAACGAUGUGAAUUGUGUUCAGAAUUAGUGGUGAAGGGAAGAAGUUGCGCUAGUUGUAAAGUUACAAUACAUGGUUACUGUUUAAAUAAUUUUUCACGACAAGAAAAAUGUCCACAUUGUAACAAUGAUUGGCAAGAUAUUGAACAAUCCAAUGAAGACACUUCAAGUGAAGAAGAAUGAAAGAAAUCAAGAAAAGAAAACAUCAAAUAUUUAAAUUUAUUUCUGUUUUGGUAAAGAUAAGAAAACUUCAAAGAUCAAAAAUAAAAAAAUUACGUUAUAUCCGGUUCCGACCAUCUUAUUAUAACAUUAUUACCAUGUU